Messenger RNA from Ochotona curzoniae (black-lipped pika), 1683 nucleotides. RefSeq names its product cilia and flagella associated protein 100 (gene CFAP100). Lineage: Eukaryota; Metazoa; Chordata; Mammalia; Lagomorpha; Ochotonidae. The coding region runs from base 1 to 1683 and encodes 560 amino acids. The record is from RefSeq and is a predicted model, not a curated record. Gene Ontology annotation, cellular component: ciliary basal body. The transcript is spliced from 14 exons.
AUGUCCGAGAAGUUGUCCAUGGCAGCCUCUAAGAGCAAGACCAGCGACGAUCCCGGAAAUGUCCCCAGCUCUCCGGUCAAUCCUUUCCGCGUCCCUGAAGACAUGGAUUUCUUCUUGCUCAGAGAGCAGGAGCGGAAGAGGGCUUUCUUAGAGCGAGAGCAGAAGAAGGUGAUGCAGGUGCACGAGAAGAUGACCUACUCCUCCAUGAUGUCGGCCAAGCACAGCCGCAUGCGGCGGGAGCUGCAGUUGGAGGACAAGGCCGAGGAGCAGGAGCUGCAUGAGAAGGUGGAAGAGCUGCGUGCCUUGCCCAACAUCUCCUGGAAGCUCGCUGUGACCAAAGAAAAGAAGAUGCGGUCUGACAGCAUCAGGAACUACAUUACACAGCAGCGUGAGAUGUCACUCAUCCAGUAUGCCCUGGACAUGAAGCACCGAGAGAUUCAGCGACUAGAGAUGGUAGCCAACAAGGAGGAGGCCAGGCUGGCGCAGGCUGAGAAGGCCCUGGAGAAGGACAAGUCCCUCUUUGACGAGUUCCUCAGAGAGAACGACCAGAGUUGCAUGCAGGCCAUUAAUGAGGCUGAAAAGGAGACCAAAACCAAGAUGGAGAAAAUUCUUGAGAUGCAAGAACUCACCACUCAGAUCACCAACAUCAAGAGUGAAAUCUCCAAAGUGGAAGACAUGCUACAACAGUACAAGGGAUACAAGGACUUCCUAUAUAAGCUGUCACCCAAAGAGUGGCUGGAAGAGCAGGAGAGGAAGCGCUUGGCUCUCAGGAAGGCCAAGGAGGCUGCAGCUGAGCGAGCCAAAGAGAGCAGUGCAGAUACCCAGAGCACAAAGAAACCCUCCAAGUUUCUACAGGUGGCAAGGCUGGGGCAACUCCUGGCCAAAAGUGUCAACCAGAUGAGCACGCAUGCCGAGGUGGAAUCCAACAAGCCAACCCCGGGUGUCACCCCACAAGAGGACACUGACAGUGACAGGGAGGAGCUGCCGCUGUACUUCACGGAGCCCCAGCAGCUCCUGGAUGAGUUCAUCCAGCUGGAGGAGCAGAACCUGUCACUGAUCCAGAACCGCCAGGAGAUGGAGGAGACCCUGGAGGAGCUGAGCCUCAGCCUCAGGAACACACAGCUGCGCAUGGACAGGGAGGUCAGCCAGCUGAAGCAGCUGAUCAGCACGUUAACCAGGUCCAUUGCCAAGGAGGAGGAGACGGCCGCCGAGUUGGAACUCAAAUCCCGGGUCUUUCACUUCGGGGAGUACAUGGGUGACGAGCAGGACAAGCUGUUGGAGAGUCUGAACCGCAAGGUGCUGGAUGUGUACCACCGCUGCAUCGGCAGUCAGCAGGAAUCCAACCUGAGCACAGUGCAAAUGCUGGCCAUCAUCGAGCACCAGCUCAACGAGCUGCUUGAGAACCUGGAGCGGGUGCCCCAGGCCAAGGUCGAGCAGGUGGAGAAGGCCAAGGAGAAGGAACGGCGCCUCAGAUUGCGAGAAGAGAAGGUCAUGAUGCAGAAACAGCUACAGGAGGAGCGCCUGCAGCGGGCCCAGGCCCGAGCCCAGGCUGAGAUCAAGAAGAAGAGAGGCCGAAAGCUGCUAUCCCGCUCCCACCCACCAGUUGCCAAAGUCAAGGGCUCCAUGAAGCACAGGCUGACAGAUGAAGAACAGGAUGAAGAGCUGCUCUUUUUCUUCACGUAA